AAAUCAACAAAAGACAAUGGCUUUUAGAGAACAAGCAAACGUUGAAGUUGUGCUGAAAUUGGCGCAUGAGAUGCUUUUUACGGUCGAUCCUUCUGCGAAGAAUCAGACAGAGGAAGAGCAUAAAGAGAUUGACGAUAUCAUGAGAAGACGCAUCGCAAAGGAAGUUGAGUUGAGCUAUUCCCUGCGAGAUCUCGACAGCAUAUCAGAUGAAGAAUUCAUGGAUAGGAUGAGAUCACUUCUCUCCCCUGAAGAUAUGAGGAUGGCAUCUGGAUAUGUCGACCAAGAGACAUUUACAAUGGACAUCCAGGGAACACAAGCAACUAUACAGCGCGGAGGCAAACAAUUCCUUGAACCUAUGAAGCUGAACUCGAUGGAAGGCAUCAUGGAUUCAAUGGCAGUCCAAAUCGCUAGCCUUGUUAUUGAAGCUGUACUAUUUGUCGUAGGCGUUAUUGGUAUUAAAGUCCAUAUUGAAGAUUCUAUUAUCCGAAAGAUCAUAAAAGAAGUCAUGCCGGCAUUAAAACAGCCCGCUUUCAAACGAAUCAUAAGUUCAUUCGUUAUGACCUGGAAGGAGGGAAGUGCCCUGCAAAAAGCAAAAGCUCUUUUCAGUCUCGUAAAGGAAACCAAUUCCCUUGGCAUAUUCUGGAAAAUCGUGAAGAUGGCUUUUAAAUCAAUGAAAUGGUAUCAGUAUUUAAGAGCCGCUGCAGAAAUCACCGCGAUGAUUGUUGCUGCAUUUGCCACUGACGGUCUUGCUCUGAUUGCCAAAAUCGCUCUCUCCGUCAGCGAUGCGGUCAACAUAACGCAGAAAGUAAUUAACUUAACUAAAAUGUAUGAAAUGUCAAAAGCUUUUUAA
Messenger RNA from Saccostrea cuccullata (small rock oyster), 850 nucleotides. RefSeq lists its product as uncharacterized. The transcript is spliced from 2 exons. NCBI's taxonomy places the organism in Eukaryota, Metazoa, Mollusca, Bivalvia, Ostreida, Ostreidae. The record is from RefSeq and is a predicted model, not a curated record. The coding region runs from base 17 to 850 and encodes 277 amino acids.